AUGGUCCACUACCGCUUGGCUGCCGCCAUGUUGGGCGCGGCUGCGUGCGCACAGGCCGCGCAGCCGUCGCCGGAAGAGCUGUGGGGGUUUGACGUGGGCACCGCGGGUAUCCAGACGUUUGCGCACCUACCGCACGAGCGCUGCCUGCUCCAGCCAGACCUGGAGUUUGACAUCGGCAUCCUCGGCAUGCCAUUCGACAUGUCCGUGACCUACCGGCCCGGCGCGCGCUUCGGCCCCGAGGCCAUCCGCCGCGGCUCACAGCGACAGAUCCGCGCACACGCCUACAGCCCCUACCGCGCGCUCAACCCCUACGACGACUGGGCGCACAUCGUCGACUGCGGCGACGUGCCCGUCGUGCUGACGGACAACCGCAUCGCGCGCGACAUGAUGCACCGCGCGUACGCCGACGUCCUGCGCCGCAGCUCCAAGAGCGACCCCCGCGUCCCGCCGCGCAUCAUCAUGCUCGGCGGCGACCACAGCGUGCUGCUGCCCGCGCUGCGCGCGCUCCACGACGUCUACGGCCCCAUCUCCGUCGUCCACUUCGACUCACACAUCGACACCUGGCAGCCCGCCAACACUAGCGUCUGGGACACCGCCCACGUGCCCCUCAACCACGGCACCAUGCUCUGGGAGGCCUUCCAGCACGGCCUGCUCUCCGACCACAACGUCCACGUCGGCCUGCGCUCGAACCUCGCCCACCCCGACGACUUCCACCGCGACGACGCCGCCGGCUUCUACCGCAUCCACGCAGACGAGAUCCUCGACAUCGGGCCCCAGGGCGUCGUUGACCGCAUCCUCCGCGUCAUCCCCCGCGGCGUGCCCGUCUACGUAUCCGUCGACAUCGAUGUGCUCGACCCCAGCGCCGCCCCGGCCACCGGCACCGUCGAGCCCGGCGGCUGGCUCCCGCGCGAGCUGCUCCGCGUGUUGCGCGGCCUGCAGCCGCUGACGCUCGUCGGCGCCGACAUCGUCGAAGUUGCCCCGGCCUACGACCGCGCUGACAUCACGGCUAUCACGGCCGCGCAGCUGGUCUACGAGCUCGCCGCCAGCAUGGUCGCGUCCGGACCCGUCGCCCACACCUUGCUCGACACCCGCGCUGAUUCUGCCGCGGUCCCCGCCCAGGUCCGUUUUCGCGCGCGCGGUCCCUCUCGAUCCGCGACUGCAUAG
Molecule: messenger RNA, 1164 nt
Organism: Eremothecium gossypii ATCC 10895
Lineage: Eukaryota; Fungi; Ascomycota; Saccharomycetes; Saccharomycetales; Saccharomycetaceae
Product: agmatinase
Exons: 1
Coding region: 1-1164 (387 amino acids)
Molecular function (GO): metal ion binding; agmatinase activity
Source: RefSeq, marked provisional